This is a messenger RNA of Penicillium brevicompactum, 2199 nucleotides long. RefSeq lists its product as uncharacterized. The record is from RefSeq and is a predicted model, not a curated record. NCBI's taxonomy places the organism in Eukaryota, Fungi, Ascomycota, Eurotiomycetes, Eurotiales, Aspergillaceae. Gene Ontology annotation, molecular function: lipid binding. Bases 1 to 2199 code for a protein of 732 amino acids. The transcript has 2 exons.
AUGCCCUCCGAGACUGAACCCCUGCUCCCUCGCUAUGAGGAUGACACCUCCCGGCAGCGUCGCCUCCACCAGAAGCUCCACAGCUACCAGAUGAUCCGCGCCAUCUCCGAGGGAUAUCUACCAACCACCGAACAAACAAUUGCAAACCUCCGCACCCUCCUCGCAUCGGAUGUCCUCAAUCUCCGCAAUCAAGAUAUCGGCAGUGUCGGUCGCCAGCUAGUGCGCGACACACGCUUGUGGAUUCAAGUCUUCAUCGAGUUCCUCCAGCAAAAGAACAACCAGGAUCAACUACAGGAGUUCCUCUGGCGGCUGGCCCGCUCGCGCGUCCACGUAGAUAGCGACAGAGUCUCUAGACAAGCUGCGAAUGUGAAGGCACGGGCUGAUACCAAAGCUGCAUAUGACAGUUUCCGUACCAUCGGUGGUCUCCUAUUGACCAAUGCCGAUUUCCGUUUAUUCGUCGACGAUAUUGUUACCGUUGGCCGCCAGAUCUUCGCCGACACCGCGGAGUCCCUCGCGGAAUCUUCCAAGCUUGUAGCAAAGCAGGUGCAGCCAUCUGCGGAGGAAGAGUCGGCGCUCAAUGGGGCUGGUGCCGAUGAAGGACAUGAAUUGUCGAAGGAUGAGUUGAAGGAGGAUGCCGCUCAGGUAGCGGAAGCCACUAGGGAAGGGCUUGCCCACACGGGACACGAUGCCGUGCAAAGUGCGAAAGAGCACCUAUCUGGCAGGGAGAGAGAUACUCUUCUCUUCCGACUGAAACAAGCUGUUCAGAAACUACGUCAGAGGACAGACUACUCUGACUCGGUCGCGACGCUUGCCAAAUUGCUGCAGCGGUACGCUAAGAUCUACGCCGAGGUCGCGGAAAACACUACCUCGACCGCGGAAGAAGAUUUGCAGGCCAAUGCUGACCUCAAAUGUGCGGUCGAUGAGUUUUGGGUUCUCUUGCGAUCAUUUGGCAACGCGGAAGAGUGGGACAAAUUGCAGGAGAAAUUCCACAAUGUCCUUCGACAUGCUAAUAAAGAUCCGGAAUUUGACACUCUACUAGGGCAGACUGGAAACUCACUCCAAGACAUGUUGACUGACCCAGAAUUUUUCGACUCUGCUCCACAGAAGCUCGAUGAGCUCAAGCAACAGUCCGAAAAGGUGGGCACUGAGACUAGUUUGCGCAAGGAUAUGGACGACUUCCUGGCCCAAACUAAGCAAACGCUACGCACUGUACCAGAAGAUCCUGCUGUGUACAAAUUGAUCAAUGCCACCAAGAAAGUCUACCAGCACGCAUGGACUGCCUAUAAUGAUAACAAGGCCGACCUUCCAGCAGACCUGGUCAACGUCUUCCUCCCUGUCCUCUUGCGCACACUCCAGUACAUUCCCAUCCCGCGACUGGAGAUAUCUGCCCCAGAAAUGGAUCUUCUCAUCGAGAAUUUAAUCCUUGAACCCGGCCAUACAGUCAACUUUUCCUCUUUCCUCCCGUACCGCAUGCACCUCCUCACGCGCAACGACAUCGACGUUGUCAAAACGCACUCUAAGCGCACCGAAACUUUCAUGAAAACAGCCUUCACAAUCACCAUCCAAGGCCUGAACAUCAGCGCCGAGGACUUUGGCUACUGGUUCCGUACGCAUACAGGACUCUUCCACCUCAAAGAUGAGGGAAUCGCCAGCUUCUAUCUCGACCGCCGCGGAAUAGACAUCUCACUAGAUGUUGAGGUCGGACGGGGCAAGCUCGAGCAAAUAUUCUCACUGCGAGGCGUCCGCGUCCGGAUCCACAAACUCGACUACCAAGUCAAGCGCAGCAAAUGGAGGUUCCUACUCUGGCUGACCAAGCCAUUCCUAAAACACCUUGUUCGCCGCGUCUUAGAGAAGAAGAUCGCCGAAGAGAUUGUUGCGGCGGCAUUCACGCUGAAUCGCGAAUUGGUAUUCGCGCGUGAGCGUCUGCGUGCUGCGCGCAUUGCCAACCCGCAGGACUUGGCUACCUUUGUCCGAGCUGUUCUUGCUCGCUUGAAGCCUGCUGAUUCGGAUGUCGAAGCGCGGAUUGGCCUUGAGCCUUUGAAAGAUGGUGCUUUCAAGGGUGUAUAUGCGCCUGGGAGUAUCGUCAAGACAUGGCAUGAUGAAGCGACUCGCGCGCAGGAGGCUAUUGAGGAUGGUGAUGAGACUCAUGGACUUGGCCAUACAUGGCAGAACGAUAUCUUCAAUGUUGCUGGGCAUUAA